Molecule: messenger RNA, 313 nt
Organism: Sapajus apella (tufted capuchin)
Lineage: Eukaryota; Metazoa; Chordata; Mammalia; Primates; Cebidae
Product: putative ubiquitin carboxyl-terminal hydrolase 41
Exons: 2
Biological process (GO): protein deubiquitination
Cellular component (GO): nucleus; cytosol
Molecular function (GO): cysteine-type endopeptidase activity; cysteine-type deubiquitinase activity
Source: RefSeq, a predicted model, not a curated record
UUUUCAGGUCUUGAAGCUGACCCAUUUGCCCCAGACCCUGACCAUCCACCUCAUGCGAUUCUCCAUCAGGAAUUCACAGACGAGAAAGGUCUGCCACUCCCUGUACUUCCCCCAGAGCCUGGAUUUCAGCCACGUGCUUCCAAUGCAGGGAGAGAUCCGUGACGCUGAGGAGCAGCCUGGAGGGCAGUAUGAGCUCUUCGCUGUGGUUGCGCACGUGGGAAUGGCGGACUCCGGUCAUUACUGUGCCUACAUCCGGAAUGCUGUGGACGGAAAAUGGUUCUGCUUCUGCUUCAAUGACUCCAAUAUUUGCUCG